Cyprinodon tularosa is the source of this 3741-nucleotide messenger RNA. RefSeq names its product protein tyrosine kinase 2 beta, b (gene ptk2bb). Gene Ontology annotation, molecular function: protein tyrosine kinase activity; ATP binding. Gene Ontology annotation, biological process: signal complex assembly; protein phosphorylation. Gene Ontology annotation, cellular component: cytoskeleton; focal adhesion. NCBI's taxonomy places the organism in Eukaryota, Metazoa, Chordata, Actinopteri, Cyprinodontiformes, Cyprinodontidae. The transcript has 30 exons. The record is from RefSeq and is a predicted model, not a curated record. Bases 189 to 3416 code for a protein of 1075 amino acids.
UGGCCCCAGGCUAACAAAACACAACCUAACAGCAGUGGGAGAGCCCAGAGCGAAACUUAAACAGCUCAGUGCGCUCACAGCGCCCUAACAGCAUGAAGCUCUUCAGUAAUGAUAUUUAAAAGGCUCUUUCUUCACCAGCCUGGUUGCAAGGAUGAUGUGGGCGUGACGACGGCAACCUGGUUGUGACGAUGUAUGAGGUGAUGUCAGGUGAUACCUUGGCCUGGAAAGGAGCCAGCCCAAGACAAAGUAGCACUGACCCCAGCCCUGAAACUGACUUCACUGGGGAGGGAGGACCUGUCAAAAUCCUUAAAGUGUGCUUUUGCACCAACAGCAGCUUGGGGAAGAACUUCAAGCUGGUGAAAUGUGACAGCUCCUGGAAAAUCCAGGCUAUAAUACGCUCAAUCCUGGUCAGCGGUCGAUUGGGGCCAAACGUUGAACUGUCAAACUGUUAUGGUUUAAUGUUAAAGCACUUAAAGUCAGAGGAACUUCACUGGCUGCAUCCAGAUCUGACUGUUGGUGAAGUUGAGCAACGCUACGAGAGUCAUCAUGUGGAGGCUGAGUGGAGGUAUGAUCUAAGGAUCAGAUACAUUCCUGUUAAUUUCCUGGAGAAGUUUCAAAUGGACAGAUCCACGUUUCUUUAUUUUUAUCAGCAGGUGCGUAGCGACUACAUGCAGUUUCAUGCCAGCAAGGUCAGCGAUGGGAUGGCCCUGCAGCUUGGCUGUUUGGAGAUAAGGAGGUUCUAUAAAGAUAUGAAUGCAAAAGGCCUUGAAAAGAAAUCUAACUUUGAGCUGCUAGAAAAAGAAGUUGGCCUGGACCUUUUUUUCCCACAGCAGCUGAUAAACAGCAUGAAGUCUAAGCAGCUACGGAAGAUGAUCCAACAAACAUUUCAACAGUAUGCAACACUUAAGGAGGAUGACUGUAUGAUUAAGUUUUUCGAGACUUUCAAGACAUUUAUCAACUAUGACGAAGAGGUUUUUCCGUGUGAGUUAGUGCAAGGUUGGAGUCUGUCUGUGGAGCUGGUCAUUGGAGGAAGGGGCAUUCGCCAACGUUCUCAGAAAGAUUCAGCAGCCCUGUUCCUAACUGACUUCAAACAGAUAAAGAAAAUCCAGUGCUUGCCACAAGGCGAUGGCAAGGCGCUCCUAAACAUCAGUGUUGAAGGCGCCAAACAAAGCUUGUCUAUCAGUGUGGCUACGGUCCCUAUGGCAGAAAACAUGAUGGAUCUCAUUGAUGGAUACUGUCGACUGGAAAAAGACACAGAUGAUAGCGUCAUUUACCGACCAAACAAAGAUCCAAAGCCUGUACGGACGUCCCUACCUGACAUCCCUACAGACAGAGACCGCAGCUCAGCCAGGCACAGUAUGGGUUCUGAUAUUUAUUGCGAGAUCCUUGAUGAGAGACCAAAAUCAGCUGUGAAAUAUGGGAUUGAUAGAAGUGACAUAAUUCUGGGGCGGAUUCUGGGUGAGGGUUUCUUUGGAGAAGUGUACGAUGGGAUGUACAAAAAAGCCAAUGGGGAAAGAGUUAACGUGGCUGUCAAGACCUGCAAGGAUUGUUCAUCCGACGUGAUGGAAAAAUUCAUGAGCGAAGCAGUGAUUAUGAAGAACCUUGAUCAUCCUCACAUUGUCAAACUGAUUGGAAUCAUAGAAGAUAAUCCUGUGUGGAUCGUUAUGGAGCUUUAUGAGUAUGGAGAGCUCGGUAACUACCUGACUAAGAACCAAAAACAGCUGACUAACACAACCCUGGUGCUGUUCAGCCUGCAGAUCUGCAAAGCCCUCGUCUACCUUGGAGGGUGCAACAUGGUGCACAGAGACAUUGCGGUUCGGAACGUGUUAGUUGCAAGCCCUGACUGCGUAAAGCUCGGAGACUUUGGUUUGUCGAGAUACAUCGAGGAUGAAGAAUAUUACAAAGCUUCUGUUACUCGAUUACCAAUCAAGUGGAUGGCCCCAGAAUCCAUCAACUUUCGACGUUUUACCUCAGCUAGCGAUGUGUGGAUGUUUGCUGUUUGCAUGUGGGAAAUAAUGAGCCGUGGACAGCAGCCGUUCUUCUGGCUGGAGAACAGAGAUGUCAUCAACCAGCUGGAGCAGGGCAUCAGAUUGCCCAAACCGGACAACUGCCCCCCUGCUCUUUAUUCACUCAUGACGCGCUGCUGGUCCUAUGAUCCCGGAGAGAGACCAAAUUUCACUGAGCUUGUGGUCAAGAUAAGUGAUGUGCAAAAGAUGGAGAAAGAGCAGGAUAUAGAGAGAGAAAGAGACAGAGCGCGCUCCACCAAGUUUUUUGAACCAAAGGUGAACUUUGGAGAAGCUCCCCCCAAGCCUUCAAGGACAAAGCCAGGCCGGUUUGGGAACACUCUUAGUAUUGGUCUACAUAUUCAGCUGAAUGAAGCUCUGUGUGCCAGCUCUCCUGACCUGGCCAGCCCCUGUGAAUACCAAUCCCCAGUUGACUCCAGAAACACACUUGCGUUGCCCGUUAGGUCACCUCGUAGGCGCAGCAUUGGGGAGGGCGAGUUUCUCCGAAUGGAUCCAAACAACAGGGAGGAUGCCCAGCGGCUGUGGCAGAAGGAACGGCGACACAUGCAAGACACUCUACGGCUGCAGAAAGAGCAAAUGAUGGAGGAUAAGAAGUGGCUUGAGAAGGAGGAGAAACUCCUGGUGGGAAACAGAGCAUCAUUAACUUUUGUCCACUCCCUCUCUAUGUCCCUGUGUCCCUCUAGUCACCAAUUCAGUGUUAACCUGGAACCUGAGCGGAACAUGGCACCUUUAAGCAUAAUCAAAACUCUUGUUCAACCUCAACGUCCCGCUAAUGUCCAAUUGAAUGUUCCUCUUAUAACAGUUCAAAAGAGAGGCCCCAUGUCUUUAAUGUGUAAAAUGAACCUGCCUAUUCUCUUGCAGGACCCCAUGGGACAAGAUAACACUCUAAAUCCAGGGCAAAUUGAAGCUGAAAGUGAAAAUGCACCGCCUGAAAAACCCCCACGACUCAAAGCACAGGCUGCUCCCACAGCAGAGAUUGACCGCACUGAUGAUAAAGUAUACCACCACGUUAUGAACUUGGUGAAAGUUGUUGUCCAACUCAAAAACGACAUCACUGAGCUGCAGCCAGAACAAUACAUCACCCUUGUCAAGUCUGUUGGGAUGGCCUUAAGAGAUCUGAUUCACAGUGUGGAUGACGUACUACCCACUUUACAUGAGUCAGUCAUAACUGAGAUUGAAGGAACACAGAAGUUGCUGAACAAUGACAUGGCUGAGCUGAUCAGCAAAAUGCGCCUGGCCCAGCAGAACGCCAUAACAACAUUAAAGGAGGAGUGCAAGAAACAGAUGCUGGCUGCCGCACACACUCUGGCCAUGGACAGCAAGAAUAUGUUAGAUGCUGUGGACCAAGCAAGAGUCAGGGCUAAUUUAGCCAAGCCAGCUGAACCAGAGUGAUCGGCUUUUUUUGUUUAAAUGAGUUUUUUUUAUGUUUGUUUAAAAUAACACUUUGACCUCAUCAGGCAGUAUGGUUUUGAUAAACAUGAGCCAGCUGCAUCCUCUGGUUCUUUGGAAAACCAUCAUGAUAUACAUGCAUUUGAUACUACUGAUUAGCUCAGUGAUAUUGUCAGAGGAAAAUCAAAUAUGCACACUGACAUUUGAUAUAUUAAAAAAGAAAGUCCUGUAAAAGAAGCUUUAAGGAGCAUUGAUUUAAUAUCCAAGCGAUGUUUAAACUGCUGCCACAGCUGAGCUGGGACACUCAAUUAAAAUCUUUGUAAAUACA